Molecule: messenger RNA, 1512 nt
Organism: Emys orbicularis (European pond turtle)
Lineage: Eukaryota; Metazoa; Chordata; Testudines; Emydidae
Gene: HHATL
Product: hedgehog acyltransferase like
Exons: 11
Coding region: 1-1512 (503 amino acids)
Biological process (GO): negative regulation of N-terminal protein palmitoylation
Cellular component (GO): endoplasmic reticulum
Molecular function (GO): acyltransferase activity
Source: RefSeq, a predicted model, not a curated record
AUGGGUAUUAAAGCAGUGUUACCGAGUUAUGAGCUGGGUUUCUACGCUCUGAUCUUGACUUGUGCGGUGGUGUACAGUGGAAAUGGGAUCUUCGACGCAUCGAGAGAUAAUGUGAACAGAAAAGCCUUUCGGCAGGGCAUAAAGCCGGGCUGGCAUUACUUCGGCAGGAAAAUGGACGCAGCUGACUUUGAGUGGGCGAUGUGGUUCACCUCGUUCAGGAACAUCAUCGUCUUUGCCCUUUCGGGGCACAUCCUGUUCGCCAAGAUCUGCUCCAUGGUGGCUCCUCAGCACAGAUCUGUGGUUUACAUGCUCUACGGGAUGUUGGCCGUGCUGGGCACCAUGGGACGCGCCUACCUGAUGAUUGUCCUCUCUCACUGUGUGGUGCUCUACACCGUCGCGCUGGCUAAGCAGAGGUGGUUGUGCUUUGCAGCCGGGCUUUGCAGCCUGGCCUCUUUCAGGCUGGAACCUUUCAGCAUGUGGCAGAAUGGAUUUGUAACAAGAACUUUUGAUCUUCAAGAUAUUCUGUUUUAUGGAGGAAGCGGCUUUACCAUCAUGCGCUGCAUGAGCUUUGCGCUGGAGAACUCCGAGAGGAAGGAAGGGAUUUACUCCAUCAUUGACCUGCUGAAAUAUAAUUUCUACCUCCCGUUUUUUUUCUUCGGACCCAUCAUGACCUUUGAUCAAUUCCACUCUCAGGUAAGCACCAGUGAGCUGAGACGCAAAGACAAUGAGAUGUGGAACAUUCGCGUCCACGCUUUGCUCCACCUGGGGGCGAUCGUCGCGGUGGAUGUGUUUUUCCAUUUCUUCUACAUCUUGACCCUUCCUGCGGACGUGAAGUUCGUGACUCGGCUCUCAGACUGGGCUUUAGCCGGCCUGGCCUACUCUAACUUGGUGUAUGACUGGGUGAAAGCUGCGGUGAUGUUUGGAAUUAUCAACACCAUUGCUAGGUUGGAUCACUUGGACCCGCCGCAGCCCCCAAAAUGCAUCACCAUGCUCUACGUCUUUGCAGAAACGCACUUUGACAGAGGGAUUAAUGACUGGCUAUGCAAGUACGUGUACGAUCACCUCGGGGAGAACCACGACGAUGUUGUGAAGGAGCUUCGGGCCACCAUCUGCACCUUCGCUGUCACCACCCUGUGGCUGGGCCCCUGCGAGAUCGUUUACAUCUGGUCUGUCUGCAACUGCUUCGGACUCAACUUCGAGCUCUGGGUGCAGAAGCUUUUCCAGAUGGAGCCCUUUGGCAGCAUGGAGGCCAACAUGUCAGAGCCGAUGUCUCGGCGGAUUAGAGGGAUCUUCGGGGCUGCAAACUUCUGGGCCAUUGUCCUCUACAACGUCCUUGCCCUCAACAGCCUGGACUUCACGCUGCUGGUUGCCAAGAGAAUCCUCCUGACAGGUUUCCCACUGAGCACCUUGUCCAUCUGGUUCAUCACCUACUGCGGAGUGCAGCUGAUCAAGGAGAGGGAGCGCCUCCUGGCAAUAGAAGAGGAGAAACGAGACAAAGAAAAGGCAGCGUAG